This is a messenger RNA of Rotaria socialis, 1878 nucleotides long. The record is from the annotation of a GenBank genome assembly. NCBI's taxonomy places the organism in Eukaryota, Metazoa, Rotifera, Eurotatoria, Philodinida, Philodinidae.
AUGCCAAGUUGCACCACCCAGAAAUCCAAUAAUUUAUCUUACGAAGAUAUAUUUUUAAAUAAGCAAAUUCUAUUUAAAUUAGCUUUUUCAAUAUCUGAUUUAGCUGAAACUGAAUACGAUUCGUAUCACAUUAAAUAUAAAGUUAUUGGUCGGCUUGUUCGAGUUUGUACAAAAUUGAUUGACACUGACUUUGAUUCGUUGCUACAUCCAAUUAUUAAAUGCCUCGAUUCUAAUAUGUAUUUAACUGUUUUCGAUACAGUCAAUCUUCAACAGCCAAUAUUUGAUCCCAAGCAAGCAUUUUUCAUUCGCGAAUGCUUCAAUUUUAUUGAUCAACAUGGAUAUAAACAGCAAAUCAAAAUAGCGAAGGAUUUAUUUCAAUCAAUGCUUAAAAAUACUACUGAAAUCUUUGCUAAGUAUUUACCUGUUACUCUCGCACCGAAUGAUUCGAGGAAAUCGUCUACCAUAAGUGACCAAGAGAAGAUUGAAGAAGCAGGAAUACGAAUGCAAGCACUAUCACAUCAUAUUAAAAUCCUAAAUUAUUUUGCAUCAACACCGUCAAUAAGAAAAGAAUUUAUUUCGCUAACAAUUAUCGAUGAUAUUCUAUCUAUAGUUAGAAAAGGGCCUUUCAGUUUAAUUCAUAGUCAACUAUAUCAUGCUAAUGUUGGUACUAUUGCUUGGUCUCUGACUUUACUAUAUAAUUUGAUGUUCGAUAAAAAUUUAUUCAAAAUGCUUAAAGAAAAAGAUACACUUCAUAUUUGCGAAAAAUUUCACGCAGCUAAAAAUGAUACUAUUCAUUUUACAUCAAAAAACAUAACGGCAUUGUUGAAGCAAAAAGAUAUCGAUGAAAUACAAGAUCCAUACCGCCUGACAAAAUCUUAUUUUUAUUAUCUUAAAAAUACACUUAAACAACCAAAUCAAAAAUUUCAAGGGAUUCCAUUAGCGAAUACUUUGAACACUCUUGAAACCAUAUCUCAAAAUGACGACAUUAAAGAAGAAAUAGCUAAAGAUAAUCAUGGUUUUGAAAUGUUGUCGGAAUGUGCUUGUGAUCCCAAAUUCGACGAAAAAACUGUGCAACAACCAGCUAUGCGUAUAAUAUUUACUGUAUCGUGUGUUGGCGAAAUUGCCACCGAAAAGAUUAAAGAGGAUGAUAAACUACUUAAAACUAUCCAGAAGAAUACCGCAUCAACUGAAAUAUCAAAAGAACGGGUAGCCAAUGGAAUCAUGUGGAAUAUUGAAAACGAACGAAAGUUCAUGGAAAAUGCAAUCGAUAAGCAAGAGAGAGCAAAAGAAAUAAGGACACAGUUGUCAAGACCAUCGACUCCUCCCCAAUUGACACCAGCAAAAAUCAUGAAAAUUGGGCCGAAAACAGCACCUAUUUACAACUAUAUUCGUGGUGAUUACCAAGAAUGGGAAAAGUUGUGUCCACCAUCAAAACCGGAACCAGUACCAGAAGAAUCAAAGGAACCAGAACCAUUCGAUUUAAUGAUUAGUUAUUGUCAUGCACAACGUGAUAUUUGUCAUCGUUUAUAUGAUUGCCUUGUCAAAGAUAACUAUAGCGUAUGGAUUGAUAAAGAAAAUAUGUAUGGCUCAGUACUUGAAUCAAUGGCUGAAGCAAUUGAACGUUCGAAUAUCGUGCUUAUGUGUAUAUCAAAUAAAUACAAAGAGUCCAAUGCAUGUCAGCUAGAAGCUAAGUAUGCAUGGAAACGUAAAAAGAAAACUAUACCAGUUAAAGUUGAAGAAAAGUAUGAUCCAAUGGGUUGGCUGGGAUUGUUAUGCAGCGAUGACACUUACAUAGACUUUAUUAAACUUGGAUUCGAUAAAGCAUACAAAGAAUUGUUGAAAGAAAUACAAAAGAUUAAAAACUCUGAUAGAAAAUAA